AUGGGGCAACGUGAAAUAAUUUUAACAGAAGAUAAACCAUACGAUGUUAUUGAUAUCAAAAUACCUCGAGUCGUUUGGAAACAAGCAUUGACUCCCACGCCAGUUUUGAGAUCGCCCGUUACUAUAGUGGUUCCGGUUCACGUUUCUGAUGAUAAUGAAGUAGACGAUGAUCUUGAAGAUGACGUUGUAGCAGAUGACAUCGUCGAAACUGAAGUGAUUAAUACUACUGUAGCAAAUGAUAUAGUUGAACAAGUAGUAAGCGACGAACCUGUACCUGUAGCAAAUGUCACCGAAAGUCCGGUGCUCGAAGACGAACCAACGACACCCACACAGGUGACAGGACAAGUGAUAAGGUUCCCGUGCUCUUGUCCCAAUGGACAAUGUGGAUGUUGCACAGGAGCGAUCCUUCAACGGAUUAAUAUGAAAGCUUGCGGUAACAUCAGCUUUGUUCCAGAAGAUUUCGUAUUUGAUGUACGACUGACCGUGAAUAAUAAUACUGUUGUUCGACGUAGAGUUUCAGCUAGUGAUCCCCCACCUAUUUGCUUCAACCCCAGAAGAGCGCCAUUCGUUCGCGUGUGUGCAGAAAUAUCUAAUAUUCGCAUUCGAAACAGAAACGCUUUCGCAUGUUUGGAUAUAAACGCGGAUAUUGGUGGUUUCCCAGUUUAUUCGGCUUCGUUUAGAUGUUUUGGAUUGGGAUCAUCAGGAGUUCAAACAGGCUUGAAACCAAAGCCAGUGUCAUCAGGGCCCAAACCAGUAAGUUUAUUCGGCGCCGGUGAUGACGAUGAUGAUGAUCGCGGCAGCUUCCUCGAGAACGUCGCUGGUGGAGUUCUUGGAGGGGGAGAUGGUGGCGGGCUCUUCGGAGGCGGCGGUGGAGGCUCAGAUGACGAUGACGACGGACCCUUCGAUGGCAUAGGAGACGCGAUAGGAGAUUUCUUUGAUGGGAGAAAAUUAUAA
Molecule: messenger RNA, 954 nt
Organism: Pectinophora gossypiella (pink bollworm)
Lineage: Eukaryota; Metazoa; Arthropoda; Insecta; Lepidoptera; Gelechiidae
Exons: 4
Coding region: 1-954 (317 amino acids)
Source: RefSeq, a predicted model, not a curated record